Messenger RNA from Symbiodinium pilosum, 1398 nucleotides. The record is from the annotation of a GenBank genome assembly. Lineage: Eukaryota; Dinophyceae; Suessiales; Symbiodiniaceae.
AUGCCGGUGGACUGGAGUGACACUUUCAAGUCUGCUCAAACGGCGUUGAAAGAGGGAAAGUUCUUCGAUGGAGUUCAGGUUAUCAACUCGUGCAUGGAGGCAUAUGCAAAGCUGGUGGGUGAUGAAUCUGACCGAGUACUGCGAGAUCCUCCUGCUUUCCUAGAGGAGUACAAGGCAAAGCUCACGGAGGAGCAGAAAGACGUCUUGCGAAAGAUGUAUGAGGUCAGGGGUGACAUCAUCACUGGCUUGGGUGCCCACAAGCGAGCGUCUGCUGACUAUCAGUCAGCACAAGCGCUCGGAGCACAGGUUUCGGAGAAGAUGGCCAAAGCGCAGGCAGCAACACAGGAACCCGUAUCGUCUGACUCUGCCAAGGUACCUGUUACUGUGCUCACAGGGUUCCUGGGCAGUGGCAAGACAACCCUCCUGAACCACAUUCUCAAGGAGUUUCAUGGAAAGCGCAUCGCUAUCAUUGAGAACGAGUUUGGAGAGGUGGGCAUUGAUGACAGUCUCAUUGAAACAGGGCCCAUGGCGCUGGAGGAAAACAUCAUCGAGAUGAACAAUGGCUGCAUAUGCUGCACUGUCCGUGGAGACCUGAUCGCGGGACUCAAGAAGAUCUUGAAAAAGUCCAUGAAAGACGGCAAGACCUUGGACGGAGUCAUCAUCGAGACCACCGGGCUAGCCGAUCCUGCGCCGGUGGCUCAGACGUUCUUUGCCGAUGACUUUGUCCAGUCGAAAAUGCAGUUGGAUGGCAUCGUGACUCUGGUGGAUGCGAAGCACCUCAUCAUGCAUCUCGAUGAUGAGAAGCCAGAACAUGUCGAGAAUGAAGCGGUUGAACAGGUGGCAUUUGCGGAUCGUAUCAUCCUGAACAAGUGUGAUCUGGUCGACGAGCCCCACCUUGUGGAGGUUGAGAGGCGGAUUCGGAUGAUCAACAAGUCCGUGAAGAUCAAGCGUGCAACAAACUCCAUCGUGGACAUGGACUUCAUCAUCGGCAUACAGGCCUUCGAUUUGGACAAGAUCUUGGAGAUGGAUGAUGGCUUCCUGGAGGAUGAGCAGCAUCAUCAUCAUCACCACGAUGACCGGGUCACGUCAUGUGGCUUUCACGUCAAGGGUGAGCUCAGUCAACAGAAGCUUAACGACUGGCUUGGGUGGCUGCUGAAAGAAAAAGGUGGUGACCUAUUCCGGACGAAGGGCGUUCUGGCCGUCCAGGGCAUGCAGGAGAAGUUCGUCUUCCAGGCCGUUCACAUGUCUUUCAAGAAUUCAACGGCGAAGAAGUGGCAGCCAGAUGAGGAGCGAAUUUGCAAGCUCACCUUCAUCGGCAAGAACCUGAAUCGUCAGGAACUCGAGGACGGCUUCAAGAAGUGCUUGGUGAAUGGGUCAGGCGGCUAUGCUGCGAAGUGA